Thalassophryne amazonica is the source of this 1089-nucleotide messenger RNA. Its product is annotated as zinc finger protein 773-like. Gene Ontology annotation, molecular function: RNA polymerase II cis-regulatory region sequence-specific DNA binding; DNA-binding transcription factor activity, RNA polymerase II-specific. The transcript has 4 exons. Gene Ontology annotation, biological process: regulation of transcription by RNA polymerase II. The record is from RefSeq and is a predicted model, not a curated record. The coding region runs from base 1 to 1089 and encodes 362 amino acids. Lineage: Eukaryota; Metazoa; Chordata; Actinopteri; Batrachoidiformes; Batrachoididae.
AUGCCUGCCACCUUGUUCCACUCCAACCUGCCUGCACUCUCCUUCACCUCUCUGCCACACUCUCCACUACUUUGGACAGAUGACCCAAAUACGCAACACUUGUUGGUGACUAAAGAAGAAAUUUUCCCUGAACACCAGGAGUGGAAACUCAGUGUUGACCAGGAGGAGAUUAAAGAGGAACAACAGAAAGUCUCAAUAAGUCAGCAAGAAGAGCAGCUUCACCAGCUGGAGGAGGAUGAUAUCACUGAUGUCCCUGUAAAGAAUGAGAAUGGUAAAAAACCACUGUCAUUACAGGUUCGCCAAAGUGAUGAGACCACAGAGGCUGAGCCUGUAGCCAGCAGCUCUUCUGUACACAGAACACUGACAGCACAAGCUGAUGGAGAGGACUAUAGUGGACCGCAGCCAGCCAGCAAUUCAAGUCCAAAUAGUAAUUUACAACCAAAUACCAAUGACAGGAGUUCAGACAGUUCUGAACCUGAGACUGACAACAGUUGUGAUUGGAAACAGACAAGAGAACUGCAUUCAGGUUUUAACUGUCAAACAAAUGUAUCAAAACAACACAGAAAAAUACAAGCAAAUGAAAAACCAUUUGAGUGUUCUGAAUGUGGUAAAAGAUUUGGACACAAGAGCAUUUUACUCAAACACAAGAGAAUUCAUACAGGUGAGAAACCAUAUCACUGUUCUGAUUGUGGGAAAGGAUUUGGACAGAAGGAUGAUCUGAUCAAACACAUGAGAAUUCAUACGGGAGAGAAACCAUUUGACUGUUCCGAUUGUGGCAAAAGAUUUGGACAGAAGGGGGAUCUGAUUAUACAUAUGAGAAUUCAUACAGGAGAGAAGCCUUUUGAUUGUUCUGAUUGUGGUAAAAUAUUUAGACACAAAGGCAGUCUGAUCACGCACAUGAGAAUUCAUACGGGUCAGAAACCAUUCGGCUGUACUGACUGUGGUAAAAGAUUUAGACACCAGGGCAGUCUGAUCACACACAUGCUAAUUCAUACGGGUCAGAAACCAUUUUUGUGUUUUGAGUGUGGGUUUGAGAGUAACUCGUCCACUCGUCACACUGGUGCUACCACCUUUCAGGUUGUACCAUAA